Messenger RNA from Macrobrachium nipponense, 3905 nucleotides. RefSeq names its product nuclear pore complex protein Nup155-like (gene Nup154). The record is from RefSeq and is a predicted model, not a curated record. Gene Ontology annotation, molecular function: structural constituent of nuclear pore. Gene Ontology annotation, cellular component: nuclear pore; nuclear pore inner ring. Lineage: Eukaryota; Metazoa; Arthropoda; Malacostraca; Decapoda; Palaemonidae. Gene Ontology annotation, biological process: transcription-dependent tethering of RNA polymerase II gene DNA at nuclear periphery; RNA export from nucleus; protein localization to nuclear inner membrane.
AUGACCACUAGAUUCUGUCAACAUGCAUGUUGUCAAAAGUUGAAUUUGGUAAAAGUUGAUUUUUCUGUUUUGAUCUACAGAAGUGAUUUGGCAUAUUUUGAUGGUCUUCACGAAACCAUUCUCAGUGUUGGGUUAGUCAAGCCCAAGAAAGGUGUCUUCAAGUCAUACAUAGAACAUCUGCUGUGUCUUACAACAACUUCAGAAAUUGUCCUACUAGGGGUGUCAUUUUCACAGUCAACAGUUGACGGUUAUUCUGGGAUGCACUUGUUACCUGAGCCACUCUUCUCUGUACCAGCGGAUGGCUCGUAUAUUCUCACCAUCACUGGCACAGCUGAUGGCCGUGUGUUUAUGGGAGCAAAGGAUGGAUGCCUUUAUGAACUUGUUUACCAAGCAGAAGAUGGGUGGUUUACUCGGAAGUGUCAGAAGGUUAAUCACACCAGAUCGACCUUGUCAUACAUCUUGCCUUUCCUUGCUUUUUCUGAAGAUGAUCCUAUAAACCAGGUUGAGGUUGAUGACACCAGACAUAUACUGUAUACUCUUAGUGACAAAGGUACCAUCACAGUUUAUGAUUUAGAUGCUGAUGGCAAGGGUACAUGCAGGGUUGUAUCAGUUCCUCACAAUAACAUAAUGAAUGCUGCUCUCCAAGCUGCAAAGACUGUUGAUAAGUCAAAUUUCAAGGGCGUUGUGAGUCUUUGCCCUAUUAGCACAUAUGAGUCUCCGCAUAUUCAUUUGGUAGUUGUCACAGGCACAGGAGUACGGCUUUAUUAUACAACUGUCAAUAUAAAUGGUGGACCUGGUCAACGUCCUUCACAACUUUUGCUCUUGCAUGUGCGUCUUCCUCCUGGGUUUGCAGCCAACGCCACUGUAUACCGACCAACAAAAGUUCACAAAGCCCUUUAUUCACAUGGAACCUGCGUACUGUGUUCCAAUGAAAGCAAUGAGGCAGAUACCAUAUGGACGAUGAGCAGCGACCAGUACCCUUAUCAUCCAACUCUGGCAGAGUCUCAGAGCACUCAUGCUGUUGAUGGAUAUGUGUGGGCUCUGGCUGAUGUCACACCACAAUUAUGGUGCUCCGCUCUCAACCCUCCAACAGCUCAGGGAACACAACCACCUCUGCUUGUCACCCAACACCAGCAGGCCCCACGACAACUGGUCUUGCUUUCUGCAAAUGGUGCUCAUAUUCUCACUUUCCAGCGCCCAGUAGAUCAACUAAGACAAUUAUUAGAAGAGGCUGGUGGGGCAGAAUCAUCUAUAAUUAAGGACUUUUUCUCAGCAAUGACCCCAACCCAGGCUUGUGCAACUGCCAUUAUUUUGGCCACAGAAGCUAAUAAUCAGAAUGCACAGGUAGCUGAAUGGGCUACAAGAGCCUUGUUUUUAUAUGGAGCUAAUGCUCCACCAGCUGCUCCAGUGUCGACACCACCUGUGUUUCCACUUCAAACACCCUCAACUUACAAUUUUCAGCCUACUCAAGUAUCAACACCAAUAAUUGGGCAGAAUACAACAUUACAAGAUACAAUGUUCUCACCCCUACACAAUGCUUUGUAUUUGUUCAUGGCAAGAAUACUGCGUCCAGCUUGGGGUACUCCAGUUGCUAGAGAAAUGCUUGUUGAUGGCAAACCAGUGGUUGUGAGCUGUAUGAAUGCUGAGGAAUUUGGAUUUUUGGCAAAUCAGGUUGAACUUUUAGCCAAAUUUUUACUCACAAACCAAGGUGGUUCUUCUGUGCAUUCUCUGAGCACGUCAAAUACAAGCUUAAACAUUACAAGAUAUGGAGGAGAUGGUUCUGAGAGAGCAUCUUUGUUGGCCUUGAGGUCCUUAUUGGGUCAGACAUUGGAAGUAUUGAGAUUACUGACGUUGCUAACAACUCACAACUUUAACACCAUUACAUCUGCUAUUCAGAAAGAGAUACGAGAACAGUUGAGAGGUAUAAGCUUACGUGAUCUCAUCUUGUCAGGACGUGAAGUGUGUCGGGCCCUUAUCAUGGCUCUUUUGGAUAGGUAUCAUGGGGAUAAUGCAUCAGCUGAUGCAAUAUCGCUACGCUUGAGGGACAUAUGCCCUGGUUUGUAUAGAGUAGAAGAUGCGAAGCUUGCAAAAGCAAAUGAAAUUAUCUUGGCUGCAAAGGCAAGCAGUAACAAGAUAGAGAAAGAAAAUGGCUUCAAGGAAGCAGUGUCUCUAUGCAAGCAAAUUGGCCAUCAUGUUAAUGUAGCUGGAAUCAGCAGUCAGUUGGCUAGUGGUGGAGCAUAUGAAGCUAUUGUCGAUUUGUGUUUGAGCGUUGCUGGUCAGAGGGACCCAACUGGAAUUGCAUUACAUUAUUACAAGAAUAAUGAACCAGCUGAAGACCACCAGGGCUAUGUUGCAUUUACUUCAAGAAUGGAAUGUUAUAGAGUAAUUAUGGACCAACUUAAUCAGUUGGUUGGUGCUGGAGUAGUUCCACCAUCAUCUCCAAGUGUGCCAUCUCGUCCUGGACCCCCAACACCACCCCCUUCAACAUUACCGUCAACAGAUGACUACACAGUAUGCAAUCAAAUGAUGAAUCUAAUUGUCAGUAGUAAUGAUGAACUAGCUAACGUCACUCUCUACCAGUGGCUGGUUGACACUAAUCGAACAGAACGUUUACUGGCAAUAUCAUCACCAUACCUUGAAAAUUUCCUCACACGGUCAAAUGGACAGGCACCACUUCACCAGCUUCUUUGGAGAUAUUAUGAAAGAAACCAAGACUAUUUUAAGGCUGCUAAAACACUUCUUUUGUUAGCUGAACAGAUUGGGGACACCCCAGUUCAUGUACGUGUAGAAUACCUGUCUCGUGCCAUAAUGUGUUUGAGUUCCUGUGAGAUGAAUACUGCAUCAAGUUACUCCGAUUUUAUGCUACACCUAGAAGAAAAGAAAUCUGUGGCUAGAGUACAGUUAAUGAUUCUAGAUGCCCUGCAGUCAGAUGGAACCAGUGCAGAUGUAAUUGCUCAGUUGAACUCAUCUUUACUGACAUUAACAACAUUAUAUGAGAAGUUUGCUGAACCAUGGUCCCUAUGGGAAUGCAAGUUGGCUAUUGUUCACUGUGCUGGGCACUCUGAACCCCAACUUGUCCAGCUUAUCUGGACAAAAAUAAUCGAGACAGAACUGGAUAGGUCGCUUUCUAAUGCAGUUGAAACACGAAUAGAUAUUCUGGCCAGUAAAAUUAAAACUCUUGCUCGCAUAUAUUCUACAAAUCCUAACUAUUUUCCCUUGGAGCACAUAAUCAGAGAGUGUGAGAUUAAAUCCGUUCAGCUAAAAGUCCAGAAACCUUGGGUAGUCACAGCAUUACAAAGUUGUGGAAUUCUUGUCAGCAAACUUAUAAAUAUCUAUCACAAAUUAUACAGAAGUGGAGAUACAGUUUGGGAAGUUGAAAGGUCUCCUUAUCACCUUCUUGGAGUGUCAGCUCACCUUAUAUCAAUGUUAACAGAAACAUCUUCUGUACAACCAAACCAAAAACGAGCGUUAAGGGAGCAGUGUCUUGACUAUGUGGCAGAGUACAUUACAGAGCUUGGAGCGUCAGCAGAUCCUUCAGCGGGUGUUAUUUAUGCACACCUAAAAACUUGUCAGGCUCAACUGGAAAGAUUUAUGUAGUUUAAGUCCUCUGAUUUUGUAUGUUGCUAUGUAAAUACUGUAUGUCUUGUUUACAUGUGAUAUAUAAAGCUUUGGUGCAAAUUAUAUUUUAAGUGAACCUGAAAUAUCAGGAACCCUCCAAUUAUCAUUUUUACAGAAAAGGAUUUGGUAAGUUUUGCAUAUUGUAAAGUGUGUGUAAUAUUUUAGUACAGUUUGUUGGACAGGUUUUCUGUAGAAAACCUUUGUCAGUACGUAAUUAAGUUUCCAUUUUAAUUGUAAAAUCAUUGUUUUGAUAAUUUUAGUUUCAAGUGGAAUAAAUUUUAACCUGA